Messenger RNA from Dermacentor andersoni, 3714 nucleotides. Its product is annotated as FK506-binding protein 15-like. Lineage: Eukaryota; Metazoa; Arthropoda; Arachnida; Ixodida; Ixodidae. Gene Ontology annotation, molecular function: peptidyl-prolyl cis-trans isomerase activity. The record is from RefSeq and is a predicted model, not a curated record.
CGGCGCCUGUCGACUGCCGAUACGGCUGAUGCGAGGGGUGGUUACUUUCGAGUAGCUUGACGUGCCUCUGUCUGCUCGAAGUCCGUACACUUUUCGAGUUGCAUAUGUUUUAAAGGAUAGCUAUGCACUUUGCAAAUGACGACGAUGAUGUUGAUUUCACAGUGCAGCCUGGAAGCUCGAAACUUGCAAACCUCUUUUCUGACAACGACGCUGCGAAAGCCGGUAAUAGUUCACUAACUUACACGCCUCCGAGGCAACCAUCCGUCGGCAAAACUACUGAUAAACAGUCAUCGUCUGGCACCUUAUCACUACUACAUGCUGCUGUUGUCCAGGCAUUCAAGUACGAAGGAAAACAGCCAAGCAACCAGGGAAAGCUAGGCAUUGCAGUGCUAGGAAACCAUGAUACAUCAAAUUACAAGCUUAUUUUAUACAAAGAGAAGCAGCAACAGUUGGCUGUUGCUGCAAUUAAUGCACAAUUUACGAUCAGGGUACAGGGCAACAACUUCUUGAGCUUUGUUGAUGAAAAGCGAUUCAACUGGUCUGUGAAGUUUGACAGCGAAGAAGCACUCAUCAAUUUUGCAAAGCAGGCCAUCAUAGCCAAGGCAGAAAGUCAUGGGGCCGCUCUUGUCAACCUGGAUAACAUCAUAAGCCAGGACCUAAUCCUUGGUGAAGCUGAAAGCGAGGCCCUCAAAAUUGGCAGUACAGCAGUCAUUAAAUACACUGCUUGGGUGUUACGGGAGCACCGCCUCAAAAAGGUCCUUGACACUACUGACAUUGAUGAGCCACAGAAGCUCAAGCUUGGCAGAGGAAAACAAGUCAAGGGUUUGGAGGAGGGCCUUGUCGGAUGCAGGAAGAAUUCUCGCCGGUUUCUUGUGCUGCCUCCGUCGCAUGGUUAUGGCUCCAAAGGCUUGGGGACCACUGUACCACCAAACGCUGUUCUGGUGUUCGAUGUCUCUGUUGGCUCCAUUAUCAAGUCAAAGUCUGCUACAAAGGACAGCACGCCACGAUCAUCCACCCCAGUUUCUGUUCCAGCUGAGGACGCUGAGAGAAAAGAAUCUAGGAGUCAUUCACACGGCAGUGUGGAUGAACCAGCCCGUUCGCGAGCACCUUCUGCUCCCCCAGACUGGCCACCACAGCAGCUAGCCACCAAUCCAGCCGUGGCUCCAGCAACAGCAGUAGUCAGUGGUGGCGAGAGUGACAAGGCACGGCUCCUUUCACGCAUAGCCAGGAUGGGGGCCCAAAUGCUACCUAUGCCUGGAGCUGUCCCGGCUCAGCCCAGCAGUGACUCCGAAGGGGAGGAUGAUCGGUCACGAGUGGCUCACCAGGUUCCAGCAGCGGUGCCUUUGCCACAACCCACUGCUAGAGAAGGCUCCCCCAAGCCAGUGGUGAAGCCACGUACCUUCUCGCAGCACUCCUUAGGAGAUGCAGUUUCGCAUCCAACUCCAGUUCCACCUACACUCCAGCCCAUGGUCAACUCUUAUGCCUCAGGGCCAGCAGCCCCCACCAUGCCUGCAACCCCACACAUGGCCCUGUACCAAGCGCAGAGCCAGCUUGCACAGAGUGCACUGGCUGCCUACCCAUAUCAGCAGCAGGGCCUCCUACUGCCACCAGGAGCACACACCUACUCUGCUGCCAUGCCUUCAGCCGCAAGUGUAGCAGCUGACAUGCAGCUGCCCUUGCUACUGUCAGAGACACGCUCACAGAAUACGGAAGUCCGACUGAACAUUUCCAAGCUAGCCGACAAGGUGGAUGAGAUCCUCAGAAAGCUGGAUGCGGCGAAGUCCCAGCUGCCUUCAGCUCCACUACUGGGCUCCAACAUGGACAGCGAUGUACUGCUUUACAACAUCCAGAGGAUGGUCCAGGACAAUGAGAAGCUGAAAAAUGAUAACUGCGAGAAAGACCAAAAGAUCCAAGGACUUACUGAGAAGAUUUGUGACCUGCUACAGAAAAACCAGAGGCUGAUGGAGGAGAGUAACAGCAUGUUUGAGCAGAGGAGUGAUGCUAUGCACAGUUCUGCAGCCCAUUCCCAGGCACGCCUCUUGGCUUUAGAAACUGAAAAGAUGGAGGUGACCGAGCGCUUGACCCAGGCACUCUCUGAGCUGUCUUUGCUAAGAGCUGAGCUGAGCGAAAGGCAGCAGAAGGAGUCCCAGGAACUCGAGGGGCUCCGUAGUGCAUCUGAAGGUAAAGAAGGCACUUUGAAGUCAUUGGAGGACAGACUGAUGAAGGAAGCAGAGCAACAGAGAAAACAGUUUGAAGAAGCAAUAGAAACUUAUGAGAAGAAGUUGGCAGCUUGCAACGAAAUGCAUGUCACAAAGGAUUCUGCGGCCGAGAAUCUUAAGCAGAGCCUUGCUUCAUGUAAUAAAGAGUGCAGCGAACUUCAGACUCAAAUUCAUCAGCUUAAAAGGAAACACAAGGAAGAAAUUGAUUCACUUGAAUCAAGGAUUUCCCAGCUAAUUGGUGAAGCAGAAUCAAAGUGCCAAGAGUUAGAAAAGCAGAAGCAGCUGCAGCAAGAAAAUCAAGCUUCUGGUGCUGCCAGCACAUCUGCCACAGCUUCCUUUAAUUUUGAAGCUGAGCUGAAAAAAAUUAUGAACGUGCUAUUCAAGCUGCUUCAGCGAGAGUUCAGCAGUCAAGAAACCUACUCAAGGAAGGAGGCCAUGCAAAUCAUUCUCGCCACUAUCAGGGAAUACACAACAGAAGUCCUGCAGAGGAGACAAGCACCUUCUGCCAGUAACAGUGGCACUAGCAGGAGUUCCCCUGCAUCCACCGCCAGUAGUAGCACUGGCAGCCCAUCAGCCAGUGGCACCACUAGCGCCACUACUAGUGCUCUCACUAGUGCUCCCACUAGUGAGGCUGCUGCACCACAGCUUUCAAAAAACCUUGAUGAAACUGGAAAACAAGAAGGCAAGAACAAUGGAAGCCUUGACACUCCUGCAACAGAAGAGCCUUUGUCAGAGGCACCCACGGGGCCAGCUGGCAAUGUUGUGUCUGGUCAUCACAGCAAGCGCCCGGAGCACGCACCUGAGGAUUCUCAUUCGAAAAAGUCUGUUGACAAGAUAGCUGAAACAGCUGAAGAACCUGGGCAGCAUAAAGCGCCCGUCACGCAAGCUGGCGAUGAGAAGGAGACGGGAGACAGUACCAAAGAAGGGGCAUCGGGCGAUGCAAGAUUAUCUAGUUCAGCUGAAGGUAAGACUGGACCAGAACCUCCAGCUCAGAGCGAGAGUGUUCAGCCACAGGACUGGAGUGGCAAGAAGCAUAGGGGUGGUGCUCUGUGGUUUCCUCAUUUCUGCUCCACUGUCCUACAAAUCGAUCUGCUUCAUUAUUCCUGGAAGCCACAACCACCACCACCUCCACUCUUCGAUGAAUAUGAAGAUGAUGAUUGGUUGAACUGACUUACCUUGGCCACUCGCGGACAGUUGUGAUUGGAACACUUCCAUGACUUCCUUUUCUAUUUGGGCAGUUAUCGCAAAGCCUGUGCUGCACUGUUAUAUGGGACACAAGUCAGUGCAAGCUGUAGCACAGAGACCUCAGCAAGUCUGAUAGGGAGCAACACUUAGCCUUUGUUUGAACUGUAGUCUUCUCGUGACAUUUUAUGCCAAGAUAUAUGCUAUAUAUACAUGGAAAGCACAUUUUACUAAGGCAUGUACGUAUUUACUUGUGUCAGUCAAUAUAUUUAAAUGUACAAAUACAUUUUGGAUAAACACUUUAGACAAGCUU